Molecule: messenger RNA, 2792 nt
Organism: Moneuplotes crassus
Lineage: Eukaryota; Ciliophora; Spirotrichea; Euplotida; Euplotidae
Source: the annotation of a GenBank genome assembly
AAAUUAUUUAAUAUGAAUUUUAAACAGGUCUUUAGGCCAAGACAAGUCACCUCAAGGGUGUUCAGGAGGUUUAAGAACAAUGUUUUACUGUUGAGUAUCGUCCUUGGUGUAUCAAUCCUGUGAAACUUUGUCACGGCACAACACACUUGGGAAGGCGAUAACUAUGAUCACUACAAGUUGAUCGAAAAAGAUAGAGGCUAUAUUGAAAUCUUUUCAAACAGAGAUGAAGUAUGUACUAGCUGGGUAAUAAUACCAGGAACUGAGCUCUUGCCAUACCCUCUGCUUGCAAUAGCUUACUUCUGUGCAUUGAUUUACCUAUUCCUUGGAGUAGCCAUUGUCUCUGAUUUGUUCAUGGGAGCUAUCGAAGUUAUCACUUCUCAAACAAGAAAAGUAUCAUACACUGAUGAUGAUGGAAAUCCAAAGACAAUUGAAGUCCAAGUGUGGAAUCCAACUAUUGCUAAUCUUACAUUAAUGGCUUUGGGCUCAAGUGCACCAGAGAUUCUUUUGUCAAUCAUUGAAACAGUAGGCAGCUUGGGAAGUACACCAGGAGAACUUGGUCCAUCCACAAUUGUAGGCUCUGCAGCGUUCAAUCUCUUGGUAAUUACCGCAGUUUCAAUUAUUUCGAUUCCCUCUGGUCAGACCAAGAAAGUAGAUGAUUUAGGUGUGUUCUUUACUACAGCUAUCUUCUCCCUACUAGCUUACAUCUGGCUAUACAUCUGCUUAGCUCUAUGGACGGAAGAUAGAGUAACCAUCCCAGAAGCCAUUCUGACCCUAACGUUUUUCUUCAUCCUUGUAGUCCUUGCUUUCUCUGCUGAUAAAAUCAACGAGCGAAGACUAAAGAGCAAGAAAAUAGCUGAUGGAGUAGAAUCAGAUGGCAAGCCUGAAGGAAUCCAUCAAUUAUUCAAUAUCGAAGAUUUCUACCACAUUUUAAGACUUGCCAAAGAAGAGAAAAAGAACCAUGACGAUACUAUGAAGCCUGAGGAGCAUGAAGAACAUGAAGAAGAGGAAAAAGGAGCAGAAAACAGACCUCAGAAAGCAUUUGAUGGAGCAAGCAAUCAGGAAUCUCAUGCUAAGGCUAUGGACAAGAGAAAGAAACUUGAAAGUUAUCUUAAAGAGACCUUCCAAGUUGAUGAUAUCAAAGAUAUUGAUCCUGAAGAUGUAAGGAAAGCCAUGGAGCCAAAAUCUGUUAUUGGCAGAAUGAAAUACAGAAGAGUCAUUGGAAAUCAACUCUCAGGAAGAAAACCAUUCGUAGUUGUUAAAGGUAUGAAAAAGCAAAUGGAGAACCAAACAGUUGGAAACCUUAAGAAAUCAGAGCUGAAUCCCUACGUUGGAUUUAAGUGUCUCCAUUAUUCAGUAACUGAGGGCGCUGGCUACUUAGAAGUCACAGUUCACAAGAAAACUCCAGAUGCCUUAGAGAUUGGAGUCAGAACCUUAGAUGAUACAGCCUGUGCUCCUGAUGACUAUCACUCAAUUGAUGAAACACUUAUCUUUCAGAAGGAUGAAAUGCAAAAGACGAUUAAAGUAGAGAUCAUCGACGAUAACGAGUGGGAGCCAGAUGAAGAUUUCUUGAUUGAACUUUACGAUGUUAACACUUCUCACAAACUCAAAGGGAAAGACACCCAAACAAGAGUCACCAUCAUUGAUGAUGAUGAACCUGGAAAGCUUGGGUUCCAGCAAGCGAAGAUGACUUGCCAAUCUAAAAAUAAGAUUCUUAAAGCUAAAGUUGUCAGAAAACACGGAUGUGAUGGAAUUGUCAAAGUAAAAUACAAAGUCAAGGAAGCUGAGGGAAAAUCUGGAGAAAAGGCCAAAGAGUACGAACACUUCUUGCCAAAAACAGAGACUUUGAUCUUUGAGCAUGGUGAGAUCGAGAAGGAUAUCCAGGUUAACAUCAUUGAAAUUGAGGAUGAAGAUCCGGACCGGGAUGAAAUUUUUGAAAUUAAGUUAUUCGACAUCGAACCAGAAGGCGCCCAACUUACCAAGAAGGAUAAAUGUAUUGUGCACAUUGUCGGAGAUAAUGAACUCGACAACAAAGUUGAAGAUAUAGAGAAGUUCUUAGACCUCAUGCAGAAAUCUGAGAAUGUAUCAUGGAUCUCUCAAUUCAAGAAAGCAUGUUUACUCCAUCCACAAGUAGACGAGGAAGGAAAUAUAGAUGAUGUAACUGCCAUGGAAGCUGUCUUGCAUUUCUUAAGUAUUGGCUGGAAGGUACUCUUCGCAAUCAUUCCUCCUGCAAGGAUGUGUAAAGGCUGGCUCAGCUUUAUAGUAUCACUUUGCUUCAUUGGAUUUGUGACGGCUAUUAUUGGAGAAUUUGCUGAAUUAUUCGGAUGAGUCAUUGGUCUUAAGCCAGCUGUCACUGCUAUCACCUUUGUUGCACUUGGAACCUCCCUCCCAGAUACUUUUGCAAGUAAACAAGCAGCACAAGAAAGUAAAAAUGCUGAUAGUGCUAUUGGAAAUGUAACUGGAUCUAACAGUGUUAAUGUUUUCUUAGGAUUGGGCCUUCCUUGGGUUAUCGCUAUCAUUUACUACGAAUCUAAGAAUGAACAUUACAAUGUCCCUGCAGGAACCCUAUCUUUCUCAGUUAUGCUGUUCUUGAUCACAUCAGUUACAUGAUUCAUCUUCCUCAUAGUUAAAAGAAUACUUACAGGAGGAGAGCUUGGAGGUCCUAAUGGAUUAUGGAGAUGGGGAAGUUUUGUCUUCUUGGUCUUCCUCUGGAUCAUCUACGUCCUGUUCUCAUCUCUUAAAGCAUAUGACCAUAUUUAAAUGAUCCAUAAGAUGAGCUUGAUUUAGACUAAUGA